Suillus subalutaceus is the source of this 492-nucleotide messenger RNA. RefSeq lists its product as uncharacterized. The coding region runs from base 1 to 492 and encodes 163 amino acids. The transcript is spliced from 4 exons. The record is from RefSeq and is a predicted model, not a curated record. Lineage: Eukaryota; Fungi; Basidiomycota; Agaricomycetes; Boletales; Suillaceae.
AUGGCCGAUCCGACGAGCAAGGGACGGUUAAGACAACCCUGGCUCUUCUGCGAGAGACCGAGACCACAGAUCCAUAUCGGCCAAGUUGGACAUAGACCAGCGCCACAUAGGCUGCUUGACUCCUAUAGCGAAAUGGGGUUCUGCGAGGCUAGCCCGAGCUUGAACACCACAGCGCCAUUUGGGAGAGUGCCGUCAGUCAGGACUUGCCUGGGAGGUUCUUCAGUCAAGAAGCUCCCCAGGCCAGAGUCUACAGAUGGACAGGCGAGUAUGAGGGGGAAGGAAUAUCAUUGUCGUCGGGGUCAAGCAGUGGAGAGAACGGUGAGGCGAUCUCAACCUGGCUGGGCUGAUAUGAAAUAUCUAAAAAUGCUCAACCAGUAUAAAAUGCAAGAACAUUCGACCCUAAGGGGACUGCUACUGAACACAGAACCAGAUGAAAGAAAGACCCUUGAAGUGCGAUGGAUGUGCGAAAGCGCAAGAAGAAAAGCGAAGUGA